AGCACACACGCGGAAAACAACCUAAUGAAGCUGUUCAGUGUCCUAAGUCUGUUUCAGAUCCUGACCUUGAUGACUGCCCUCUGAGACCUGCAGCCCCCCCUACAAGAUCCACCUGGUGAAAGUUCCCCGACAGCAGCCACUGGCUCAGGGCCUGCUGGAUCACCAAUAGCACUUCUUACCCACAACAGAUCAAAGCAAGGUGGCCAAGAGAAGUAUAACUGGCCAGCCGUAAAUGUCCAUGCCAGAGUAGCCAACCCGCAAGCAGAAGAGAACGGAGAUGUUAAUGCUUUUGUUGCAGCGCUGGCAACUGCCUGUAGGGAGGAUUCCCAGUGCAAAUGGACAUGACCAAAAUAGCAAUGUGUAGACAACAAGUUGAUGAGACCGUGUCCCAGUACCUUACGUGCCUCACUGAAGUCCAUAAUGCUGUAUGAGGCACACUUGAGGAACAGCUUCAUCAAUGGAAUGAAGGAUGAAAUGGCGAAAAAGGUAAAAGAUACAUUUAUUACCUGGGACACAGGAAAGCUGAAUUUGAUAGAACAACAUGCGAUCCUUGCUGAAAACUUACUUACCCAAGAGAAGUAUAAGCGGAAACUAAAGAUAGAACAGCAUGCACAAAGCUCAGCUUACUAUGAUGCAAAUGGUCACCCAGCAGUUGGAGGGAGGUGCAGGUCGCGGAAGAGGCGCGGGCAGAGGUAGAUCCGGCAAGUGCUUUGUUUGCGGAGCAAUAGACCACUGAGCGAGACAGUGCCUGCAUAGAAAACCUCAAUCGGCCCUAGAGGCUGGACAGCAGGGUGAUUGACUGGGGAAGGCUGAGGUGGAGGUGGGCAGCCCACAAGCUACAGGUAAGCCUUUUUCCUUUAUGCUUGGCAACGAAGACUCGCUUAUGCUAAUCUCUUCUACUAACCGUAUGGACACGGAGACAUGUCACACCGCUACACUGAGCGCUGAGAUUGUGAAGUGUGGACAGUAUGUCCAAUAUCACAAUGAGGUGUAUAAGUCAAUGCCCCACCUCUAUGUUAUAUGUGGAAGGUACAUCAGUUACCUUUUUGGUAGAUACAGGGGCAACAUAUUCAGUCCUUAAAUUAAGCCAGUUUAGACAAUCGACACAAAUAAAGAUAAGUGAAAGGUUCCUGAACACAAUGGGUGCAUCAGGAGUCGUGGUGGGGCAGAGAUUUUCCAUACCCCUAUUGUGCAAAACUACUAAACGGGGAAACAUUCCAAUUCUCCUUCUUGUUAGCGGAAUUUUGUCCUUUAAAUCUGAUGGCUAGGGAUCUCAGUGAGACUGGGGCUGGACUUGCUCAGUAUUCCAACGGGCUUGCAGUUAAUUCAAAGGGAAGAUUUACCAGUGCAGACUGUAAAAUAUGACCCAUGACCCCCGAUGCAUGUCUAUGAGUGGCGAUUAGGCCAGAGAGCGAUAAGUGCAGUUAACGAUUCACUCACCCUGGAAGCAAGCAACCAUGUUAAUCCUAUUAACAUCAAUUUUCUUGCUGGAGAUAUGUUGCACUGCACAGUGCACAUAUAUGGUUUGUCAGGGCCGUCACGGUGUGUGAAGGAUUGGUUAAACCAGAUCAGUUGUUAUUGUGCGAAUUUUAUUGGAGUGAUCACAGAUGUGCAGUCAGUGUGAACUUAUCUAAAGGUAUCUGUAACAGCAAACAUUCUAUAUUUUUGAUGUGGAAGGCUCCGCUCCUCACGUGUAAGUGGCAAAGGCGACUGGUGACAGGUGGCAGGAUUUAGGACCAAAGGCACAAAGAACGAAAGGUUGGGUCUUCAGGGACGAUGUGGGUGUCUGGUUCAAUGCAGAUAUGCGAACAUAUAAAAAGAAACUAAAUUGGCUAACUCAGGCAAAUAGGACAGUCCAGGUGAUCCCCGCGAGCCCUGAAAAGCCUAGGGGGAUAGCCUGGCGUUUCCCAAAGAUAGAAGUCUCAGACCCAAGAUUAGAAAUGGUCCCUACUGAAUUGUGGGCAAAGGGCAAACAUGAUGUGGGGCUCAUACGGGGCUCGAGCCCAUAAGGAUAACCCCGAAGUCUGAGUAUCGACCUUGUAGAGCACAAUACCCGUUAAAACCAGUGGCUAUAAAAGGAAUUACUCCAGUCUUUGAAUCCCUCCUAAAGGCUGGAGUGAUAAUCCCCUGUGAAAACUCAACAGUGAGAACCCCCAUAUUUCCUGUCAAAAGGCAAACAUUCGCGGUGAACCGGAGGAAUGGAGAUUUAUCCAAAGACCCGCAGGCAGUCAAUAGCGCUGUUGUCCCGUGCGCCCCAAAUGUUCCUAACUCCUAUACUAUAUCCAAACAAGGGAAAGCUAUUGGUCAAGACAGAGUUCAAGCAAUCCAGCAAAUUCCAAAGCCUCACAUGAAUAAACAAUUAUUAUCCUUUUUGGGCAUAUGCUCCUACUGUAGAAUGUUUAUUCCACUUUAUACAACACUUGAGGCGCCCCUAAGUGACAUAGCCCAUGGCAAAGGUUUACAGAACCAGAGUCCGUUGCAGUGGACCGCAGAGACAGAGUGCCUUUGUUGAAUUAAAAAAGGCGCUCCAACCUACACCUAUGCUGGGGAUUCCGAAUGCAAACAAGCCUUUUGUACAAAAGGUAGAUGAGAAGCGUGGCUGCAUGACAUCUGUGCUAUUGCAGGAUCAUGGGGAAAGAUGGAGGCCAGUAUUUUUCAGCUAAACUAGACCCUGUAGCGACAGGAUUGCCUAAAUGCCUGCGCGCCAUGGCUGCAGCUGAAAAGGCUGUUGUAGCGUCCAGGGAUAUAGUUGGCUACGGUGAAUUAACCCUACUGGUCCCACGUGUGCGGUCCUUACUGCUGUCCAAGCAAAGGACCGCACACAUGUCAGCAGCAUGUUGGGUCAGAUAUAAUACUGUGUUAUUGGAGAUGCCUAACAUUACAAUAAAGCGAUGCAACGUCCUUAACCCUGCCAGCCUUCUCCCCACAGAAGGAGACGGAGACCCACAUGAUUGUGUCGCUGUAAAUAAUGAAAUUUGUAGCCCCAGACCAGAUUUGCAAGAUUCACCACUUCAGAAUCCAGAUAUGGAGUUUUUGUGGACGGGUCAGCAUUCAGGAGCAAGGAGAGGCCAGAGUUGUGUUGGGUAUGCUGUCGUGACUAUCUAUGAGAUAACCAAAGCGGGAUCACUCCCUUCUCAUCUAGCAGUGCAAGCAGCAGAGCUGAUUGGCUGAGGGAAAGACAGUGAAUAUUGACAACGAAAGCAGAUAUGCAUUCUGGGUCGUACAUGGUUUUGGAACCCUAUGGAAACACAGGGGCUUCUUGACCCCCACCGGAAAGCCCAUCACACACCGUGGCCUGAUUUCUGACCUCCUGGAAGCGGUCCUGUUGCCUAAGUCAAUCGCUAAUCAAGUGAAAGCAGCACUACCCCAACCAGCAGGAGGGAAGCUGCACGAUCUAGAGCCGGGAGACUGGAUAGUGGUGAAAGACUUCAGGAGGCAAAACUAGAAGGCGAAGAGGCGACUUGGACCGUUUCAAGUGCUCCUUGCAACACAGACAGCAGGAAGAGCCACGUGCAUACACGCCAGCCAUUGGAAGCAUGUAGCUGAGCCUGAGGAGACAUCGGACAGCACCGGAGCCAGUGCUAGAAACAAGGGGGAUUAACUAUUUUAAGACGACUAAUCUGGAAAAUUUUUGGAACAGAAUUAUCGAGGUCGGUUGAAAACAAAGCAGUUUUGAUAAUAAAACUGCACAAUAGCGUUAUAAAAACUUAACUCAGCGUGACCGUGAAUUGACAAACCUUGAAGUUUAAAUAAAAUAUAACAGAUUGCAAAUGGCGAUACACGACAUCAGAAUUCGCCCGAGAAAAACAAAAGAAAGCAACGCCCUAGGAUAUUGCAGGAAGACUACUGUUUGCCAUUAACAUCCAAGAAGUAAAGAUUACAUAUUAACACAACAGUCUGACUAACAAUCAGCAUGACGUGGUCCUGUUGGACAAGCAUCUCAAGACUGUAUGUCAUGUCUUCUUGUCAUACCUGUGCACGAAGACUACAACAGUCUGGCUCACAAAGACUGUAUUCAGUAUUUAAUCGAUAUACUUCUCGGAAACCAAGUUAUCUGACUUUGCAACAGCCAAUGCAAGGCAUCAAGAACCAAAAUCCCUUUACUCGGAGCCAGGAGGAAGCAUGGAGGAAGAAGAAUAAAACUGUGCUCACAUAUAUAGCGGCAACAGCAAUUGGAAUGAUUGGCAUGUCGUAUGCAGCUGUACCUCUCUACAGACUUUAUUGUCAGGCUACAGGACUAGGAGGGACUGCAGUAGCUGGUCACAAUGUGGAUCAAGUAGAAACCAUGGAACCUGUGAAGGAUCGAAUCAUUAAAGUCACUUUCAAUGCAGAUGUCCAUGCCAGUCUGCAAUGGAAUUUUAGACCUCAGCAAACUGAAAUCUAUGUUGUUCCUGGAGAAACAGCUUUGGCAUUCUAUAAAGCGAAAAAUCCUACUGACAUACCAGUCAUUGGUAUUUCUACUUACAAUGUUGUACCGUUCGAUGCAGGACAGUAUUUCAAUAAAAUACAGUGUUUCUGUUUUGAAGAGCAACGACUGAAUCCCCAUGAAGAAGUGGAUAUGCCAGUUUUUUUUUAUAUUGACCCUGAAUUUGCAGAAGAUCCAGGAAUGGCACGAGUAGACACAAUCACACUCUCUUACACAUUCUUUGAGGCAAAAGAUGGUCAGAAUCUACCUCUACCUGGAUAUAAUUAACUAAAAAGUGCUUUGAAUUUAGAGUGUUAUGCUGAUUUACAGUGUAUCAGAUGGUUGCACCAGUAAUACUCAAUGUUGUGAUUCCAAAAGAAGUGAUUCAGGCAAAAUAACAAUGUAAUAACAAACAAUAAUUUCAUAGGCAUACAAGACAACAUGAAUAGAAAUCGAAAUGAAGAAUCAAAGAAUAAAGACUUUGGAAAGUGCAUAACCAAGUUUGAAAUUCAAAGGAAUUUCAAAAUGUUUUCCAAGAUUGCAACAAUCUAUCAUGCAAACAUCUUGGUAGGAAGUUGGGAGGUUGAAUCUUUCUCUCUCUCUCUCCAAAGGUCUUGCCAGCCCUGCUAAUUUUCUCCAACAUUUUCUGUUUUUAUUUCGGAUCUGCAGCAACCAUACUACUUUGCUUUCAUAUGGUUAGGACCUUUGAUAUAGCUUUUCAUUCAUGCACUAACAGUUAUAAUUUCAAUUAGAAAGUAUUGAAAAUGUUCUGUUUUUCCCAAUUCCUCAAUGUAAUAAUAAAGAAGGUUUGUGGACUGGA
This is a messenger RNA of Chiloscyllium plagiosum (whitespotted bambooshark), 5225 nucleotides long. Lineage: Eukaryota; Metazoa; Chordata; Chondrichthyes; Orectolobiformes; Hemiscylliidae. The record is from RefSeq and is a predicted model, not a curated record.